This is a messenger RNA of Coturnix japonica (Japanese quail), 3244 nucleotides long. It is a transcript of the gene SKAP2, whose product is annotated as src kinase associated phosphoprotein 2. The record is from RefSeq and is a predicted model, not a curated record. NCBI's taxonomy places the organism in Eukaryota, Metazoa, Chordata, Aves, Galliformes, Phasianidae. Gene Ontology annotation, cellular component: plasma membrane; cytoplasm. Gene Ontology annotation, molecular function: protein binding.
GCCCCGCCUCGUAGUGUGAUACACCGCCUCUUCGCUCCUUGCCCCGCCCCGGGGGCUCUAGGCCGCGCCGUUGCGGCCGUGGGGCGGGGUUGCCGCUUCCUCCCCGGCGGGGCCGAGGCCGGGGCACGGCCCAGGCGAGGUGCACCCGGCGGCCGCAGGGAUGCACGGCGCCGCUAUCCCCGACGAUGUCCGCGGGCUCUUGGCGGAUGUCGACACAUUUAUUUCCCAAACACUAAAAGGAGAAAAUUUGUCCAAGAAAGCAAAGGAAAAAAGGGAUAUUCUUCUUAAGAAGAUAAAAGAUGUUAAGGCAAGUUACCCUCAAGAAUUCCAGGAUAAAGAUUUGGAAGAUGAGGAAGAGUCAGAGAGCUCCUUUUCUUCACCUCCUGACAGUGCCUCAAUAGCAUCUGACCGAUGUGAUAGAGAGGAUGAAGCACAUUCUGAUGGGAAUCAGUUUCCUCCUAUUGCAGCUCAAGAUCUCCAGUUUGUUCUGAAGGCCGGAUAUCUGGAAAAACGCAGGAAAGACCACAGUUUUCUUGGCUUUGAAUGGCAGAAGCGUUGGUGUGCUAUCAGUAAGACGGUUUUCUACUAUUAUGGAAGCGACAAAGACAAACAACAGAAAGGUGAAUUUGCCUUAGAGGGCUACACCAUCAGAAUGAAUAAUAGCCUUCGGAAGGAUGCAAAGAAAGAUUGCUGUUUUGAAAUCUCCGCUCCUGAUAAGCGCAUUUAUCAGUUUACAGCUGCCACUCCCAAAGAAGCUGAGGAAUGGGUACAGCAAGUGAAAUUUGUAAUUCAAGAUAUGGGAUCUAAUAGUAUUCCUGAGGAGGAGGAAUAUGAUGAUGUUGGACAUGCAAGCAGUGAGCCAACAGAUGACAGUAUUUAUGAAGAACUUCCAGAAGAAAAUGCUCCUCCAAAGACUGAAACACCAAGGAAAUGGAGCCAGGAGAAAGUAGCCACUGCUUCAGAUGGCAAAAAUACCGAUUAUGCCAAUUUCUAUCAGGGUCUGUGGGACUGCACCGGAGAUGUACCUGAUGAGCUGACAUUUAAGCGUGGUGAUGUUAUCUACAUUCUCAGCAAGGAGUACAAUAGAUUUGGCUGGUGGGUAGGAGAAAUGAAGGGAACCAUUGGCUUGGUGCCUAAAGCCUACAUAAUGGAGAUGUAUGAUAUUUGAGAGGCCUGGGAGAAAUCGGCGCUUGGAAUCAGGAUGUGGUGUGCAGCUGCAGUUUACAGACCUGACCUCUGAGAGAUGAAGAUUCUGCCGUACACAUUUUGUGGUUUCAGUGAACGCAGUCAGAUCGUAGCCUUGUAGAUACUGAAACAUUAAACACUGGAAUUGACCACUGCGGAAAUGUUCUCGGUCCCCUUUCUAUAGAUAUUGCAAUGCUAGGAAAUGAAAUAGAUGGCAAUUAACAUAUGGGGCACAAGCAGUCACAUAGCGCCUGUUGCUCUUGAGUGUAUUAGCAGUGCUAUAUUGCUAUAGGCUUGUGUUCUAAGCCGUGCUGCUUGGCUGUGUUCACAUUGCUCAGGUUUAGAAAAAUUAAGCUGAACUUUGAAAGCAGAAAACGAUUGCUCUGUUCACGCAUAUGUUAAUUACUGCAGUAGUUCACUGUAUGUUUUAUUUUGUGUUUUCUAUGAAAAUCAAAGGAAAUUUCUAUGUAAUAUUGUAAGUCUUAACAUUGUUCUGCUUCCAAAUGUGUUUUCUUGCUCAUUUGCAUUCUUUAAUUUUUAAAAUUUUUUUACAUUUCAGCCAGUGAUUUAUUUUUCUUCUGUGUUUAGCAUCGUUAAUAUGAGCCACUAAUGUUACUACAAAAUGAAGGCUUGAUUCUUGUGCUGAUGUCUGUCAGGCUGUGUGGGUUAGCGUUCUGACUUGCUGAAUUAUAAAUUACAUGAACAUUUGGCAAAGAUGACGCAUUAAAACACUUUCUGGUAAGUGAGCUAAAUUGCAGGUGGGAAUGAUGUUGCAGGUGGUGGUGGUGAAGUACUUUUAAAAUCUAAACUUGUAAAGGGAUGCUUGCCACCUUAAUGCCACAUCCAGAACUUUGUAGCUACAGAGCGUCAGCUGAGGCAAACAGACAACUCCUCUAUAAUACUCUCUCUAGUUGGCAAGGAGUUGGCCACGUCAGAGUUAAUGCUUAUUUGGGAGAUCUGUGUUACUGUUAGCAUGCAGGAUCCUCUGUUACGGAUCCUCCCACCCAGUAAUGUGUGAGGGCCGGGUGGGCGGCCUGAGCGCACUGAGCCUGGGCAGGCCCUGCGCUUCUCACAUGUGUGCACUGGGGCAGCCCCCUGUGCUUGUGGUUCAGAGGUGAUGCCGAGCUAAACUCAGGGGUAGGGCCUGCAGUCAGCUCUGCUGCCAUGCAAUAAUUUAGCUACUUUACGGUGCUUUGUGGUACACUGGAUCUUAAUAGGAGUCAAACAGGGUGCAGAGUUUUGUUAUUAUUUUUUAAAGAAAUAGCCAUUUGCAAUAGGCUCGGUACAUUAUCAGUGAAAUGUUCAAAUGAUAGAUUAUAGUCUUCAGCUCUUUUACUACUUUAAUUCAUCAAGAGGGCUGUGCACUGAAUGCAAAGCGUUAAUCUCGAGGCUGCAGAAACCCCACUUCCCUGGCCGUCACGAAAUGCGCUCCCCGAGAUGCUUCUCUCCUGUCCCCCCUCCUCCUCCUGGGCUGGGGUCAGUAGGGCACAGCCGACCCCCGCCGCAUCGCUCCGCACACCCUGUCCGGCAGGUGGCAGCAAAGCGUCGCGUCGCGGCCCGUCCCUCCUGCGGGCUGCCCGGGAGAGGGCGCCCUUCCCCCGGCGAUGGACCCGGCCCAUCCAAAGGGGCGGAGGAGCCCCUUUGUCUGCGGGGGAAGGGCCCCCUCUUGGGGCUCAGGGUGGGAGGCGAGCGCUCCAAAGAAGAGAGAAGUCACUCGGAGGGUCAUGGAUAAAGCAGCGGAUGGACUGUUCGCUUUCAACCUGUGUUAAAUACCAUCACCUUGUUUGGAGGAAAAAAAAACACCUCCGCCAGCGCUACCUUUGCACAAAACUCAAGGUUAAAAACACCGAUUGCCUUAUUGUCGUCGUUAGCUCAGGUCUGUCUCUUUCCCUGUUCUGUUCAAUGCAGCGGUAAGGCCCGUUUUGUGCGGCGUUUUGCUGCCUUAUUUGCUCUGUGUUUGUGCCGCGCUGCCAUUAGAUCUUACAGUAAUGUUCUACUCUGCAAAUUUUUAAGGUUCAAAUAAAGUUUAAUUGUUUGCAAACUGUUAUGAUGCUAAUAA